Messenger RNA from Ziziphus jujuba (common jujube), 2138 nucleotides. RefSeq lists its product as uncharacterized. The record is from RefSeq and is a predicted model, not a curated record. Lineage: Eukaryota; Viridiplantae; Streptophyta; Magnoliopsida; Rosales; Rhamnaceae. The transcript has 9 exons. Bases 58 to 1818 code for a protein of 586 amino acids.
AAGAGAGAGACGAAGCCAAACACGCAGACAGAGAGAGAGGGAGAGGGAGAGAGAGAAAUGGUAAAUGGUAACUGCUUCGGCAAAGCCAUUUGCUCAAUCUGCUAUGAAGAUCUCCAGCCCAUUGUUGAAGAUCUCCAAGUCAUCUCCAUCUGCGGCCAUGUCUUCCACGAGCUCUGCCUACAGCAAUGGUUUGAGUACUGUCCGGGCAAGAAAAAGCAAAGUUGCCCAAUCUGCAAGCAGAUCUCAAAGGCAAACGAUGCGGUUAGGCUUUACUUUCAGUCGGUCGGGGACGCAGCCGAUCCGAGUCUCACUCAGAAACUUGUCGCCGAUUGCGAGGAUGAUCCGGUGGCUUUGCGUAGAGAGGUGAAACGCCUGGAAUCGAAGGUGACAGCACUUGAUUCGGCUUUGGAGAGGCAGACUAAAGACUUCAAAGAGCUCAAUGAGGAGUUUUCUCUUUGCAAAGAACAGGCAGAUAAAGAAAAAGCUAUGAGGAAUGAAAUCUUCAAAGAAAAAGCAUCCUUGCAACUGCUUCUUCGUAUGAAAACUGAGGAGCUUGAUAAAUCGACCUCAGAUCGAGUGAGAUUGCAAGAAAGGAAUAUGGCGCUGGCCAAAGAGCUUGCAGCAUUUAAACUGGUGACUGAUGUUGAUUUGGAUGAAGAGGAGGUUUUAAAGCUUGCCUCCUUUGGAAAUGCGGCUAAUAAUAAAGAUACCAUAGAUGUUCUAAGAAAGUCCUUGGUUAUGCGUAACAGGAGUUACAAAGAAUUGAUGGCCAAGUGCAAUCUUCUUGGACGAGGAGAGGCUCGAUCUAGUAAAAAGUUAGAAAAGGCUAAGGAAAAAAUAAAUAAAUUAAAGACAAGGUUAGAAGAAUUGGAGAUAGCUAAUGAAGUGAAAGAUAAUGACGCACUAAGAGCUUUGAAAGCUUCAACUUGUGAAAGGGUUUCCAAUGAUAUUAAUUAUAAAUCAUAUUCUUUUGCUGCCAACAAUUUAUCAGAAGAUCGAAGGAAACAACUUUCUUCUAUGGUUAAUUUGGAUGAGAGUGCAAUCUUGACAUAUGAGCCAUCACAUCCUAGGAAAGUAAAAAAAAUCAAUGUCAGUAACAAUAUGGAUACUAAUUAUGCUAAAGAUGGUACAAGUACAACGAUUCUUGGUAAAAGGAAAGAUGUAAUCUCUUUACCCGAUGAGGAUGGUUCAGAAUUAUCAACUCCUAUACACCCACUAACAAAUCCUGAUUUGAAACAUCAAGCUGCGGAGAAUGUUACUACCCAGAAGAAGUCUACUCCACCAACAUCAAAGACAGCUUCAGAUACGAAAAAAGAAACCUUAGUGUGUGAACCUAGUAGCCCUGUUGGGCACUUGGGUUCGGGUAUUGGUAUUGACAAUUCCAUCAAGAAAAUUGCUGUCAAUAUUGAUGAGGAUGUGGCUUUGCUCCAUGAUAAUGGCACACAUGAUGAACCAAUGCUUAACAUUAGAAAAGAAUCGCCACUCCCACCAUCACUUUCUAACCCAGGGAACAUAUGCUUUUCUGGUGGAUUGCUGGGCCCAGAUGGAUCAAACAGGUAUUUGGGUAAGUGGUGCAAGCGGGGACCAAACAAGGAAGUGAGACAAGGUUUAAGCACAAAUACUGGUGAUUUAAUUGCUGUUGGAGCUGAUGGAAAAGGCGGUAGAAUCAAAAUUCUGAGAUCUUUGAACCAAUCAACACUGGAAUUUAAGGAGUCUUCCGGAGGGGCAAAGAGGUGCAAAAAUGGAGCCAAGUCAAGUAAUAUGCAGUCCCAAGGCUGCUUGCAAAUUGAACACUUCUUUGGAAGGGUCAGUAACUAAUGAAGAGUUUGAGUAGAUCGUGUCUUAUGGCCAAGAAAUAGUUAUUCUUUUUCCUGCUGUGGACUGUUCAUUAGUGAGCAGAGUGAUACACGGAAGUAGCAAAUGACACUACUUGUUAUACAUAGAAAUGUAUAUUAAACAUUUUAGCUUGAAAUAUCCGUCGAUCUUGUUUUGAAAAAGUUUGUAAAAAGACCAUAAAAAGUGAUGCAAGUAUAUUUUUCAGCAAAUUCAAAAUGAAUAUGUAGCUGCAAGGCUUCUUUUUUUUUUCAGGUCUAUUUUUGCAGUCUUAAACCCUAGAGAGGUGUCCUUUGGAUGUGCCA